AUGGUUUACCUGAUAGUUGAAAAUAUGGCGGCUUGGAUAGAAGAUCUCACCGUAUUGGCAUUAUUACUUGAUGAAGAGGAAGAGCAAGAGCAGAAAAGGCGGAAACAAAGAAGAUGGAGUGUGCAUCCUAUGUGGAAAAAAAGACAAACCGAAGGAGAAUUCAAAAUAUACAGAAAAUUAUUGGACGAUGAAACAAAAUUUCACGAAUAUUUUAGAAUGUCCCAGUACUCGUUUAAUAUUUUAUUGGAUAAAAUUAAAUAUCGUCUUGAGAAGCAACUUACAUCUCAUACCGAUCUCGCCCAGAGAACGUUUGACUGUUUGUUUAAGAGUCUUGAUUGCUUUGUAUUGGUGGAAAAUGCGGCUCUCGUGUGCCAGAAAAAGAGAUACACCGUAACUGUAAGAGUUUCAGAAGAACAACCUUAUCAAAUAAGGGAAUACGUAUGGUGCCUGAAUUUCCCGCCAAGAUGCUCAAAGUACAAAAUAAAGUUCAAAACUGUGUACAAAACUCAAAAUCUGGUGAAAAGUAGGCCAAUAGAAGAGUGCUGUAAAGGCUAUGCCAAAAACACUGCCGAAGACGGUUGUAUUCCGGUAUGCUCAAAAAACUGCAAACAUGGUGCAUGCGUAUCUCCGGAUACUUGCCAAAUAGGAAUAAAUAGAGCGGGGCCAUCCACAGAUACUGAUGACGAUGAAGUGAAGAAAGCCAGGAUCGAUUUGUGUUCGGCUCCGUCCGCAGCCGCAGCCAGGACGGGUUAUGAUAUUGGGAAAUACGUAUGUCAUCCUCCAAGCAAUGACGAGGAAAAGCUGAGAGCAUUAAAAGAGCCUUGGAUUCCUCCGGACACAUUUAAAUUUCCAGUCACUGACACCGGUAAAAAGAAACUUUCUUUUCAACGCCAUUGGACUAACAGGUACUCAUGGCUUGUAUAUUCAAACCUCAUGCAGGGAGCACUUUGCAAAGUAUGUGUUCUACUUGGAAAAACGCAAGGUGGUCGUGGUCAUCAAGAACUUGGAGCCUUUGUUAGUAAGCCAUUUAUUAACUGGAAGAAAGCUUUAGAGAGCUUUGAUCACCAUGCAGAUACAAAGUAUCACAAAUUUGCUGUUGAGCAGGCAGCAAAUUUUGCAAGGAUCAUGGAAGGAAAAACGCUUGAUGUUACAGAAUGCUUAAAUGUAGAAAACAAUAAAAUUGCCGAAGAGAACAGAAAAAGAUUAAAAGCCAUUGUUGAAACAAUUAUUCUUUGCGGAAGGCAAGCAAUAGCACUAAGAGGAAGUCAUGAUUCUGGAGAAAUUGGGAUAAAUGAGCCUGAACAUAAUGAUGGUAAUUUUAGAGCACUUCUUCGUUUUCGUGCGCGAUCUGGCGAUGAAGCACUCAAGAAUCAUUUACUAACACAAAACAUUCACAGUAGAGCCAUGUAUACGUCAUCAGUAAUUCAAAAUGAGGUGAUUGAACUAUGUGGUAGUGCUAUUCAAACGCAAGUACUUAAUAGGGUCAAAGAGGCUGGUUUUUUUACUAUACUUGCUGAUGAAACACAAGACAUUUCACGGCGAGAACAAUUAGCGUUAUGUUUACGAUAUGUACACUGCUCAUCUGGGAAAUCGGUUAUACAGGAAGAUUUUUUAGAAUUCAUUCACGUAGAAGAUGUUUCAGCUCAAGCUUUGGCAACGACUAUUAUAUCACAUCUUUUAUCAUAUAACUUGGAUAUGGAUAAAUGGAUUGGUCAAGGCUAUGAUGGCGCUGCAGUGAUGAGCGGCCGGUUACGGGGCGUAAGAACAAUAAUCUCAGAGCAAUACCCGAAGGCGCAAUUCGUACACUGUGUUGCUCAUGUUCUUAACUUAGUUUUAGCGCAUUCAUGUGAGAUACCAAUGAUACGUAACUGUAUCGGAACCAUUAAGAGCGUAAUAAACUUUUUUCGCCAAUCACCGCUUCGCGACGGACUUUUGAAGAAAAUUGCGGAUCAAAUCAACUCAUCUCAUUCAACGCUUAUCUCUCUUUGUGAGACAAGAUGGACCGAGAAACACGUGGCUGUCGAAAGAUUUGCAGAAAUGGUUCCCGUUAUACGCGAAACACUUGGGGCACUUCAAGAUGCUGCAAGCAGCGACGUCGCUACUCAAGCAUACCAUCUUCAAACCGCUAUGGAUAACAGCCAGUUUAUUGUUUCUUUAGUUAUACUGAGAAAAGUUUUUUCAUAUACAGCAAACCUUAACAAAGCAAUGCAGAAAGUCAAUGUCGAUUUGACCAACAUUUGCGAAUAUACAAAAACGGUAAAAACGACUUUACUAAAUGUUCGGAACGAAAGUCAGUUUGCAAUCCUUUUUGAGCAAGCGCAGCAGAUGAGUUCAGGCGAUAUAGUCGUGCCAAGAAUAACUGGAAGGCAAACCCUGCGCAAUAAUAUUGCAGCAGAAACUGCCGAAAUAUACUACCGACGAAAUGUGUUUUACCCUUUCAUUGAUCAUGUUAUUGCAGAACUCGACGCUCGUUUUAAACCACAUGAAUCGACGAUCGAAGGAAUUCAAAUGCUGUUACCUGAAAAAACUAGUAAUGACUCCAGGAUAAAAGAAAAUCUUGAAAAAAUUGCACAAACAUUUCUUGGUGGAGAAAAUGAAGGCACAAUAUUUCUGAGUGAAUAUGAGAUAUGGCACAAUCACUGGAAAUCUGUAGCACAAAAACCUGCAACUGUGCUUGACGCUAUCGAUAACUGCGAUGAUCAGUUCUUCCCUUCAAUAAAAAAGCUUCUAAUUAUCUUAGCCACACUCCCAGUGUCCACUGCAACCCCUGAAAGAUCUUUCUCUACCUUAAAGAGGUUAAAAACUUACCUAAGAAAUAAAAUGGGCGAUGAAAGACUUACUGGUCUGGCUUUAAUGAGCGUACACCGAGAUCUGGCGGUGCAACUAGAUUCCGAAGAAAUUAUCAAUCAGUUAGCAAUAAAACGUAGAAGACUAAAUUUAUUAUUUUAA
This is a messenger RNA of Acanthoscelides obtectus, 2949 nucleotides long. The record is from the annotation of a GenBank genome assembly. Lineage: Eukaryota; Metazoa; Arthropoda; Insecta; Coleoptera; Chrysomelidae.